Pseudogymnoascus destructans is the source of this 1402-nucleotide messenger RNA. RefSeq lists its product as uncharacterized. The coding region runs from base 323 to 1402 and encodes 359 amino acids. Gene Ontology annotation, biological process: mitochondrial respiratory chain complex I assembly. Lineage: Eukaryota; Fungi; Ascomycota; Leotiomycetes; Thelebolales; Thelebolaceae. The record is from RefSeq and is a predicted model, not a curated record. Gene Ontology annotation, cellular component: mitochondrion. The transcript has 2 exons.
UCCUAUAUUCCUAUAUUCCUAUAUUCCUAUAUUCCUAUAUUCCUAUUCUUCUGUAUUAUUUGACUUCGAUCUUCAUUCUGAUGUGAACAGCGAGCGGAAUGGAGCAUCAAGAAAGAGCAUGUGAAAUUCAAACAUAGGGUGAAACCCUCUCUAUUUCGGUCCCCUAUGCCAAGCCAAGCCUAGCCUUAAAAGCGGCCUUCCCGUCCCUAACCGCCAAACCCCCGGAACUCGGCCUUACUAUCUUCCGCUCCAGUGUCCCAUCCCCGUCAUUAUCUCCGGAAAGCACCACCAAACCACAAAUGUCCACUCCACAACGCCGAGCAUGAGACCCCUCGCCCUCCGCCCCCUCCUCCGCUGCCGCCGGCCGGCCAUCUCCUCCUUCCCCUCCUUCCCCUCCAUCCGCCCCUCCUCCCCUUUCACACCCCGCACCCGCACCUACGCUGUCCAAGCCCCCGGCGCACCAACCCUCCAGGUCUUCAACUCGCACGUCAAGCACCUCCAAAAAGAGCGCGCAGCCUCCAACCCCGAACAGAGCCGCGAAGUCGACUACCUGCGCGACGAGAUCGCUACCCGUCUCGCUGACCGCUUGCUCGACAUCAACCGCGACUUCCCACACAUCCUCGACCUCGGUGCCAACGCAUGCAACCUCUCCCGCGCCCUCACCACGCCGCUCUCCUCCACCGAACCCCCCGCAAGCGAGCGCAUCGGGCACUUAACCUGCGCCGAGACCUCGCCAACCCUCUUACACCGCGACGACGCACUCCCCCUCCCCUCGCCAUUAGCGAUAACCCGCACCGUCCUCCCCACCCUCGAGUCGCUGCCGUACGGAGCGGAUACUUUCGAUGCUAUCCUCUCCUCCCUCGCGCUACACUGGGUUAACGACCUCCCUGCGCUGCUGGCGCACGCGAAUCGCGCGUUGAAACCCGAUGCGCCGAUCUUAGCCGCCAUGUUCGGGGGAGACACGUUAUUCGAGUUGCGCACCGCUUUGCAACUUGCAUCGCAAGAGCGUCGCGGGGGUGUAGCUCCCCAUACCUCUCCCCUGGCUGAUGUGCGGGAUAUAGGCGGAUUGCUGACAAAAGCGGGGUUCAAACUCCUGACAGUCGACGUGGAGGACAUCGUCGUCGAGUUCCCCGACAUAUUCGCGCUGAUGAAAGACCUGCAGGCGAUGGGAGAGAGUAAUGCGGUGCUAGGACGGGAGAUGGGCGGGAUAGGGCGCGAGGUGUUGGCUGCCGCGAGUGGGAUUUAUAAGGAGUUGUAUGGGGAGCCGGGGAAGGAGGGGGUGCCGGCGACGUUUAGGGUUAUCUUCUUUAUUGGAUGGAAGGAGAGUCCGGAUCAGAGGAAGCCGUUGGAGAGAGGGACGGGGGAGGUGAAUAUGAAGGAUAUCUUGGGGGGGGGGGUAUAA